AUGAGUUUUGACCCGCUAUUAAAAACAGCACUUCUUCGUUGUCUAGUCUUCUGGUUGCUCGGCUCGAUUAGUGCUCUGCUGUUUGUUGCGGUUGAGUACAAGGAAAAGGAUGACAAAGAGGAAAAAUACAAGUUAUUGUUAUCGCUUUAUGAGUCGCUGGAGUCUAAAUACAAUAUGAGCAUUGAAGAGUUCAACAAUAUUUCGAGAACAGCACACGAGGCCUUGAGCGAGCCUAAACCGCAAUGGAUCUAUCUGGACGCAAUACUGUUCAUAUUCCACGCCUGGACUACGAUCGGUGAGGAAAGUGAUACCGUACACCCAGUAGACUACCGAUCUCAACUGAAAUGAUUUAAAACGUGAAAUUAUUUCAGCAAUAUUUUUCUCAGCUUUGAUCAGUGUUAUAGAAAUAAAUGCUUCGUGAUAAAAAUAAACAAACAAACAGAAACGAGAUUGUUGAGUACAAUCCUUUCGAAUCAGCGGUGAUGGCUCAAUACCGAGUUUUUUUUAAACCACCGCUCAUAAGAAAAUAUACAUGGGCGUUUGUUGAACGAAAGAUUGCAGAAGAAAAAAUUAUCACCAAAAGAAAACAUAGAAAAACGAUUCUGACCUUAUGUUUAUGAUCAAAAGAAUAAGAAACUACAGGAAAAAUUAAAAUGAUAUAUUUGAAGCGCCGAACAAACAUAUAACAAUGAUCUUUCUUUAAUUGAUAAACAAGCAUCUGUACCACAAUGACCAAAUUCAAACUCUUGGGAUGCAAUAUAAAAGGUUCCGGAAAAUGAAAAUAGUUAUAGAGAUAAUGGUGAAAAGAUAGCAAUGUGCAUAAGAUCUUUACACUUUUUUCUACAGGUUAUGGUAACAUCACUCCGCAAACACCAUCUGGCCAAGUGAUGUGCAUUUUCAUCUCUUUACUUGGAAUUCCCAUUACUUUGCUCAUGUUAAAAUCCAUGGGCGAGCUCAUUGCCAAAUGGGUGAACACAAUCAUCACAAAGUUUGAAAAGAAGUUCCUCAAGACGCUGCAACCAAAGCAUAUGCAGAUCAAGACUGCGAUGGUCCUGUUUUCGAUCAUGAUAAUUUCGAUUCUUACAGCCGGUUUUUUAUCGACGCCUCUCCGCAAUUGGUCUAUCGUUGAAAGUGUUUAUUUCUGGUUUGUGACAUUUACCACA
Messenger RNA from Pocillopora meandrina, 1163 nucleotides. NCBI's taxonomy places the organism in Eukaryota, Metazoa, Cnidaria, Anthozoa, Scleractinia, Pocilloporidae. The record is from the annotation of a GenBank genome assembly.